This is a messenger RNA of Argentina anserina (silverweed cinquefoil), 1554 nucleotides long. Its product is annotated as protein DETOXIFICATION 34-like. The transcript has 7 exons. NCBI's taxonomy places the organism in Eukaryota, Viridiplantae, Streptophyta, Magnoliopsida, Rosales, Rosaceae. Gene Ontology annotation, biological process: xenobiotic detoxification by transmembrane export across the plasma membrane. The record is from RefSeq and is a predicted model, not a curated record. Gene Ontology annotation, molecular function: xenobiotic transmembrane transporter activity; antiporter activity. Gene Ontology annotation, cellular component: membrane. Bases 1 to 1554 code for a protein of 517 amino acids.
AUGAAGAGUAGUAGCUCAUUCUCUCUUGAAAGUACUUUACCUAGCACACAAACCCUACACACAAAGAUUGAUGGAAUUUCAGCAAUGGAAAGUAUCUCUGAUCUCCAGCCUGCCCCUACGACAAUCGUCAGAUCUGGAGAUGGAGAUUAUCUACCACCAAGAAGCUUUAAGGAUGCCAAGAACAUAUGUUUUGCAGAGACUGCCAAGCUUUGGGCGAUUGCAGGCCCCAUUGCCUUUAACUUGUUGUGCUACUAUGGUAUUAACUCCGCCACAACCAUCUUUGUUGGUCAUCUUGGAAACUUGGAGCUCUCUGCUGUCUCAAUCUCUCUGAAUGUCAUUGGAAAUUUCUCCUUCGGUUUCAUGUAUGGUAUGGCAAGUGCACUAGAAACACUAUGUGGGCAGGCAUUUGGUGCAGGACAAGUAGGUCAACUAGGAGUUUACUUGCAACGCUCAUGGAUCGUAAUGACCAUUGCAUGCUUCUGCUUAGUGCCAAUUUACAUCUAUGCAGCACCAGUUCUAAAGCUUCUUGGCCAAGACGAGAACAUUGCGGAUGUAGCUGGGAAAUUCUGUAUUCAAAUCAUCCCUCAAUUGUUUUCAAUGGCCAUCAACUUCCCAACCCAAAAGUUCUUGCAGGCACAGAGCAAAGUUUCAUUUUUGUCACUUAUUGGUUUUGCAACUCUCCUAAUACACAUAGGAUUCCUGUAUGUCUUCCUCAAAGUUUUGGGGUGGGGAAUGAGCAGCGGUGCUGUAGCCUUUAAUGUCUCAUCAUGGGCAAUGACAUUGGGUCAGGUGGUUUAUGUAAUCGGUUGGUGUAGAGAUGGCUGGAAGGGAUUUUCAAGCUUAGCUUUCAAGGAUUUAUGGUCAUUUUUAAAACUCUCUAUAGGUUCGGCUAUAAUGCUUUGCCUGGAGUUCUGGUACAUGAUGACCAUACUAGUUAUCACUGGCCACCUUGACAAUGCUGUUGUUGCUGUUGGCUCCCUUUCAAUAUGCAUGAAUGUGAAUGGAUGGGAAGCAAUACUUUUUGUUGGGAUCAAUGUAGCGAUAAGUGUUCGGGUAUCCAACGAACUUGGAUCAGCACAUCCUAGAGCUGCAAAAUACGCAGUCAUUGUCACCAUCGUUGAGGCUCUCCUCCUUGGGAUUCUUUUCGGGGCAGUUGUUAUGGUUACUAAAGACAAUAUUGCCAUAAUCUAUACCAAGAGCAAAGAGAUGCAACAAGCCGUGUCUCGUUUAGCUUUCCUCCUCAGUAUUACAAUGGUGAUUAAUAGUGUUCAGCAUGUAAUUUCAGGUGUUGCUGUUGGAGGAGGGUGGCAAGCUCUAGUGGCUUACAUAAACUUGUUUUCUUACUAUAUCGUUGGGGUGCCUAUUGGGUUUCUUCUUGGUUACCGAACAAGUUUGAAGGCGGAGGGAAUUUGGCUUGGUAUGAUAUUCGGGACGGUCCUGCAGACACUCAUCCUCUUGUACAUCAUUUAUAAAACCAACUGGAACAAGGAGGUUGAACAUGCUCUAGAAAGAAUUGAACACUGGAAUGCAGAAGAGCUAAUUGUAAUCGAUUGA